Molecule: messenger RNA, 2453 nt
Organism: Phalacrocorax carbo (great cormorant)
Lineage: Eukaryota; Metazoa; Chordata; Aves; Suliformes; Phalacrocoracidae
Source: RefSeq, a predicted model, not a curated record
CGGGCGACAGCUAUAGCCAGCGGCCAUUUUGGAUAGGGGAGAAGAAGCUCGCUCUUGGCAGCCAUCUUUCUUGUGGGCAGCAGAACCGUUAGAAUUGUUGGAAGCCGGCGCGCGGCACGGCUCAGGGUGGAGGACCAGCUUACACUGACCUCUCAUGGCAUCCAACAAAUUUGUCAUUAAGUGUGGGAACUUUGCUGUUUUGGUGGAUGUUCAUAUUUUGCCUCAAGGCUCCAGUAAAGACACCAGCUGGUUUUCAGAUCAUGAGAAAGAGGAGGUCUGCAUGCUGCUAGAAGAAGUUGUUGCUUCAAGGGUCAAACACUACGUGGAAGCGCCCAAAAAGCGUGGUCAGUGGAAAUCAAUGGAACAUGUGACAUCUGGUCCUUUGUUUCUUACUGCCAACAGUUUUCACAUUACUGCCUACUUUAUGAAGAGAUGGGUUAACCUCUAUUGUGCUGUAGGGAAACGUUAUCAUGGCCUACGUGUGUUUCCAGACAGACUUAUAGUUUGUGUCAGUAAACUUGAAUCUGAUCCAAGUGCUUGGACAUGUGAAAAUGGUGUAUUGAAAGAAGAACUUUCCAAAGGGACAUCUGAAUAUUUUACUAAAUUUGCUGAGAACAAGAAGCUUAAGAUUAAUCUGAAUGAACAAAUAAAGCAAGACAUCUUGAAAGAAAUUGUGAAAAUGACAAAAACAAAAAGUAGCACAAGCAAACCUCAAAUCAGCGAGGACUCCAAGAAAGUAUAUCUUGACUCGGUGGACUUGCAGACAGGUAACAGAAAGAACGACUGUCAAGCUUCUCUCAGUCCUCAAUCUGAAGUGAAAUGUAGCAGUACAGGACUGCUAAAGGACUGGAUAAAUACAGCUGAGGGCAACUUGGAGAUUCCUGCUUUAGAGCUGGAAAUUUAUGUUAAUCAGAGUCAGCCAGAUGAUGUUAGCAGCCAGCAAAAACCUUGCUCUGCAGAGUGGUUGAAGUCAAGUCUUAUAAGCGAGAACGUACCUUGUAGCUCUAAGUCAGCACUGCUAGGUCCAAAACAAAGUCAAGAAGUGACCAAAACACAGGCUCAACAAAAGACCUAUGGUUCAGAAGAAAAAUUAGAGCAUUUUCAAAAAGUAUUCUCUGAAGAGGUGCCUUUAACUCCUAGCAAUACAGAAAUGAAUAAGUGUUGUGAUGACCAUUUAGGUCCAUUCCUGGAGAAGACCCUGCUUAAUUCCAGGUUGUUCUCUAAACAAGACUUGAUGAAGACCACAUCUGAAGAUGAGUCAGUCACUUUGGGAAAAAACCUCUCCCAUCCUCUUUGUAAUAGGAAUAAUAUAGAGCAGACAAAGAAAAAUGAGCCAAGCACAACCUCUGGAGAAUUUCCUGUGAUGCCAUCAUCUUGUUUAGAACUGCAGUGUGUGUCUUCAGAGAAGCUUACCCAAAAAAGAAAAAAAGAAGGUGAAAACGGUCUCAGGAAGUUAAAACUGCGAAGGCUUAAGAAGUCAAAGUCUGAAAUACUACCUUGAUGGCAUGUAGGUGGGCAGCUAAAUAUGCGUUUGGAAAGCAUACACAAAAAGUAGGAAGCAAUUCAAAAUAUUUGAAAAUAAUAAAAAUACAAAGUCAAAAUUAGAUAAAACUUUUUAAGAAAAUAUAUUUAGUUAAGUGUUUUAGUCAUCUGGAGCUCUAAUGAAGACAAUUAUUUUAGGUCUUUAGGAAUUAGACAUAAAUACUGUACAAACCAGUGUAGUAUUUAUAAAAAAAAAUCUCUUAUGUUUACCAAACAAAAUUCUAGAUCUACAUGGCUUUUAGUACUAUUAAAAAGUCAUAUCAGCUGAUGACAGCAAAAGUUAGAAUCACUUUCGCGAUCCGUGUGCAGCUGCAGUUAUUCAGUGUUUUGCUCGUUUCUGAACACAGAGUUUAUUUUAGUAAAAAUUAAUUCUUUCUCUCUCUGUAUUAGGCAGUUCAUGGUUUGUUCACAUGAUCUUUACAAUGGUAAGGUGAAUUGAGGUUCUUUCAAAUAAAUCUUUAACUGGGAUUUAAUGUUGCUGAUAAUUUCAGACCCACCUUUUCCGUGGGGUUUCAAGAUAAGUGCAGUUUGUGCUCAUGCAGUUUUGAUACAAACAAGUAUUUCUAACCUGACUUGUGGAUACAAGCGAUCACGCAUUCAGUCUUUGGAAGAAUGAAGAUUGGGUCUAUAUAUGGCAUCACCUGGAUGUGCAAACAUUGCUAUUGGGAAAAGUUCAUGCACAUGUAUAUGCACCUUCGUGCGUUCAUGGUUCAAAAUCAGGCCUUGUUUGUGUGCAAGGACUGGUUUUCAGGUAUAGCGAUACCCAAGUUAUUUCUUAUUUUAAGAUAGGGGUAAUUUAAUUGCUCAGUGCUUUUUAAUGCUGCUUUUGUAACUUGUACGCUAAUGCGCUAAGGAAAUGUAACUCUUUAUUUCAUGCUUUUAAAAAUAAAAUUAUAAGCAAUGUUCUUUCA